Molecule: messenger RNA, 3680 nt
Organism: Drosophila subpulchrella
Lineage: Eukaryota; Metazoa; Arthropoda; Insecta; Diptera; Drosophilidae
Gene: Vrp1
Product: WAS/WASL-interacting protein family member 1
Exons: 10
Coding region: 177-2768 (863 amino acids)
Biological process (GO): actin filament polymerization
Cellular component (GO): actin filament; cytoplasm
Molecular function (GO): actin binding; microtubule binding
Source: RefSeq, a predicted model, not a curated record
CUUGCGAACUGAGCGCAACGCGCGUUUCACUCAAAAAUAUAUACUCGAAAUAUAUUUAUAUCGGACUUCGCAAAACCACUUUUGUUUACGUGCGUGUUUAGAAAAGAGCAACCAAAAACUGAAAGCAAACUAAUAAUACAACAAACAAAUCAGCGGAAAACGGUUAUUAUCAAAAUAUGGCUAUACCGCCACCACCGGGACCACCGCCGCCGCCAGGACCUCCACCGCCGCCGGCGAUGGGUGGCCUUAAACUGGGCGGCAAGGGAGGAGGAGGAGCAGAUCCGCGAUCGGCCCUGCUCAGCUCGAUCCAGAAGGGAACCAAGCUGAAGAAGACCACCACGGUGGACAAGAGUGGGCCGGCGCUGUCGGGCAAGGUGUGUGGAGAAGGCGGAGGUGGAGCGGGGGUGGGAGCUGGAUCCAAGCGAACCCUCAACAACAACACCAGCACCAGCAACCACAACAAUAGCAGUAGCAGCAAUGGCCUUGGCAAUGGAACCCCCAAAUUGGGAGGCCUGUUCGAAGGUCUCUCUCAAAUGCCAAAGCUGAAGCCCGUCAACGGCAUUCGCGCAGCGCCAUCCGCCGGUUUAACAGCAACAUCGAAGUCCACAACGAACUCACCGGCUCAGCAGCGGAGCAAUAGCCCACCAGCCGCGACGACCACCUUGAGUGCCAGCAACGGACCCAUGGACUUCAACAUGGAGCUCACCAAGCACUUGACGCUGAAGCGCCAGAAGCAGCAGCAACAACCACCCCAGCCGCCGACCAACAACACACAUAUCAAUGCAACAGAAGCCAAUCUGAGAACAAACCGAGGACCACCACCGCAACCGCCAAAGGCGACCAACUCGAGUGAUUCCAUCUUGGAGCGCAUGAACAUCCCCCGCACAGCGCCGACCCCCUCCUUCGCCGCCAACUCCAGCGUUAAAGCGGCAUCGCCCACGCUUUCCGACAGCGGCAGCAACGGCAGCGGGAGUGGAGGUGGAAGUGGAAGCGUCAAGAGCAAGGCGGCCAACCUGAAUAUCUCGUUAGGCAAUAGUUUUGUAAAUAGUUCAAAAACAACAACGAGUGCCUCGACCACGUCCCUGAACUUCAGUCAAACGUACUCGAUGGGAUCGAUGCGCAGUCUGGCGCCCAACAAAUCCACAUUGUUCGGUAGUAGCGGUUCAAGUGGUUCUAGUUCCGGGUCGGGUUCUGGUGGUGGAUAUGCAACAGUUCAGAAGUCCUCACCUCCGUCGACGGCCGACAGCACGCCCUCGGUGACGCCCACUCCGCCACCGCUGCAGCAGCCGAUGAAGCCGGCCAUCAGCUUCGGCAAGCCCAACUUUGCUCCGAAGCCACCGGGCCUCAAUCAACUAGCGCUGGCCAACGGACAGCAGCGUCCGGCGGUGACCAGGCACCACAGCAUGAAGUCGCCCAGAUCUCCGCCCGCGGUGGGCAGUGUCAAUGGUCCUGUGUUCACCACCCAGCAGCAUUUGGGCACAAUGCGUGGUCCACUGCAGUUCCAUGGCAGCGAAUCCAGCCACAACACCAGCGCCGGCAGCAUGCGAUGUGCCCCCAACCCGCCAAAGUCCCGCCCAUCGGUCAAGCCGCCACCACCGCCCACGCCUGCUCGCAGUUUCUCCAACAGCAAUCUAAACAACAUCGGAGGAUCCACCCCAUUCAGUGCGGUGAACACUGCUCUCAUCCAGAGCUCGUCCACCACUUCACAGGCUCCUUCGCCGCCAAUCACCCAGCCGCCAUCCUCCUCCAGCAGCAGCAGCAGCGUGGCUGCAUUGCGCGACCAAUUCCGAGGAGGCGCUGGCAUGUCCAAUGGGGCACCUUCGCCACCACUGCCGCCGACGCCUGCUCCCACCUCCAAUUCUUCCUCGGCCACCGCCAGUCCCAAGUCCUUGCAGCGCGACAAUGUCAAACCGAUUAUCCUAAAUGGAGGUCCUCUCAAUCCGCCGGCGCCACCACCACACCGCAGCUGCCCACCUCCGCCGCCUCCACAGCGACAGUCGAGCAAUCAGGACCGAGUGAGGCGCUGGAUGUGCAAGACGCUGUACUCGAUAAAGAAGAUAAUCCUCAUAGAGCGCAGAGCGAAGCACGGUGGCCAGCCAGUCAAGGUUAUCAAAAUGCUGAUGCUUAACAGCAAGCGCAACAGUGGCUCCGGAUCGGGAUCGGCGCCAGUUCCACCGCAGCGUCACUCCUCCAUCAGGCCCAACGCCCCAUCGACGCCACCCACGCACAUGGCCAACUCCUCGCACCAGUUUGGCAGCAGCUCGGGAUUGUCGUCGGGAUCGGGAUCGGGAGGAGCAACUGCAGCCAGCGUGGGUCGCCUGGUCAACGACUUGGAGACCAAGUUCGGCAAGCGGUUCCACAACGUCACCGAGUUCCCCAAGCCGCCGCCGUUUCUAAAUAUACAAAAAGUCUAUCCUAGUCGCACGUUUAAGGCCACCAAUGCGACCGGAACCAGCAAUGUGAACAACAACAACAGCACGGUGGCCAGUAACAACAAUACGACCACGAAUCCCAAUCCUGGAGCGUCAGGAGGAGGAGGAGGAGGAGCACCGGCACCUCCAGUCCUGAAGCCGGCGUACGCACCACUGAAGAAGCACCGGGCACCGGCACCACCGCCUCAGGCGGGCGUGGCAGCCGCCACGGUGUCAGUCAUCCGGCAGUCGAGUUUCCUCUACGGCGGAGCAGCAGGUGGUUCCGGGGGCUCCAGCAGCAUACGACCGCAGUCCCAGCCGGCGGGAAUUGGGCCACGCAACUCCACGGUCUACUGAAACGAUCUGGGUGGAUAAGGGAAAGCUUAGUCUUUGAUUUUUGUAUAUAAGUGUGCUUGUGAAGUGUGUUUGUGGCUUCGUUGUUGGUGAACUGAGUGUGGGAGUGUUAUGUGCCACAGGCAAUUGUUCAAAGGUCGAUGGAAAGUGCGUAGAAUAAAGCAAACACAAUGGCACACUGAAUCCCCAAAAGAGAGGGCUUGAAGAAUAGGCAAGAGCAAUCUGCAAAAAUCCCCCAAAAAUUCGUUGGCGUCUUCCCGGGCUGCAAGUAAAUAGUUAAGGCAGACAACAAAUUGCACCCCACUCAAAAACUUGUAUAUAGGACUAGCACCGAGUUAGUGAAAUUAUCAAGCAAAGCAGCAUCUAUACCUUUUAUAUGCGGGUGUAAAUGAUUGUACGUACUUCUAGAGCGCGCCCCUUCGCAUAAAUAUCUUACUAGACUGAACAUGUUAUAAAAACCCAACAGCAACAAUUAAUUAAUGUAAUUAUAUACGAUAUUUAGAAUCGAUUACUGUACGACUUAAUCCCCUAGAGCAAUACACACAAAAAAGUAAGAGAAAAUGUUAACAAUGCAAUACUAAAGCACAACCGAGAGCAUUUCAACGAAACUCGCCACAUUCCAUUCCCGAUUUCUUUAGUUCAAUGUGCAAUACUAGGGUUCGUGUGAUAAUCUCGAAAGUAUUUAGGUAUCUAUCUAUCAUCUGUGGUUUUUGGUAAACGUUUGUUAAACUCCUUUUUGGGCGAUAACUAUUGGAAGUGAGCAUAAUACACAUUAAUAUUAUUAUUCUUAUUAACUCAAUCAUUGUUGUUGGACUUGGUGUCAUUAGAAGUAUUAUUCAGCAAUUGUAUAACAUUUUAUUCCGAAUCAAAAUCAUUGCAGUUACAAAUAAAAUUACGAAGUCAUUCAAAAAUUGA